UUUUUACAAAGACGAAGAAGAAGAGAAGCAAAACCAAUUUGAUAGGACGAACGAAUCGUUCUUCCUCCUCUUAAUCUUGUUCAUCAAUUCCGACACUUUUAAGGGUCUUCGUAUUUGCCCGAACGAUUCAAGGGAAAAAAGAAAGAGGUGAACCAUUCUCAACAUAAAUUUGUUGUUUAGGAGAUGUAUGUAAGAAUUAUAAGUUCUUGAAUUUAAAUCGUGGUCAGAAGAAGUUUUUGGAUUCUCUGUUCAUCCUGAGAUAGAGAGAGAGAUAUAUAUAUAUAGAGAGAGAGAUGGAGGAGGAAGAGUAUGUUAUGAUUGAUCUUGAUGACGUUUCAAGGCACAUUGACAUUCCAUCAGAUGCUCCUUACACUUUAUCAGGUUUGGAUACUUUGAAUCCGGUGUUGACCAUUGAUGGCAAAAUCAAGCUGGUUGGAGAAUAUAUUGAAACGAUUGGUACAUGCCUUGCUUUCUCUGAAAAGGAAGAAGUUUCAGCGAGUGAAAACCAGAUGCCACAGAAGAAGAAGAUAGUUGAACCUGUUGCCAAACUCCAUAAGAUUCUUAAGUUUAGGUUAGCAGCAUUAGACAAUGAAGAUGGAGAAACAAACAAUUUGUAAGAGUUUUUCCAUUGUUGGCAUUCUUAAAGCAGCAAUCAAAUGAGAGGACAAGCGUGAGAUUCUUAUCUGUGAAACUAUAUCUUUGUUUUCUCACAUUGCAAAAUCUAGAAACAAAGGUAGACAUCACCAAACUAUUCCAUUCAGAGACAAGUUCAUCUGCUAAGAAUGGGAUGGUUUUGUACACAAUCACAUUCAUAGUUAGAGAUUCCAACUUCA
Messenger RNA from Capsella rubella, 833 nucleotides. RefSeq lists its product as uncharacterized. The record is from RefSeq and is a predicted model, not a curated record. Gene Ontology annotation, biological process: transcription by RNA polymerase III. The coding region runs from base 294 to 617 and encodes 107 amino acids. Gene Ontology annotation, cellular component: transcription factor TFIIIC complex. NCBI's taxonomy places the organism in Eukaryota, Viridiplantae, Streptophyta, Magnoliopsida, Brassicales, Brassicaceae. The transcript is spliced from 4 exons.